Messenger RNA from Plasmodium reichenowi, 657 nucleotides. RefSeq names its product cytochrome c oxidase assembly protein COX19, putative. Gene Ontology annotation, biological process: mitochondrial respiratory chain complex IV assembly. The transcript has a single exon. Gene Ontology annotation, cellular component: mitochondrial intermembrane space. NCBI's taxonomy places the organism in Eukaryota, Apicomplexa, Aconoidasida, Haemosporida, Plasmodiidae. Bases 1 to 657 code for a protein of 218 amino acids. The record is from RefSeq and is a predicted model, not a curated record.
AUGGAUAUAAAAAGGCAGCUUGUUAAGAAGCCUGAUAGGGGGAGUUUCUUACUUGAUCAUAAUAAUGAAUGUACGUCAAUAAAAGAGAAAUAUUUGAAGUGUUUAAAGGAAAAUAACAAUGAUCAUAUUUGUUGCCGAGACCAUUCUAAAGAAUAUUUCAUAUGUCGCAUGGAUAAUAAUUUAUUGGAAAGGCAAAGCUUAAAUGAUUUAGGUUUUAUUGAACAUGAAGAAAAAAAUGAAAGCCGAAUAAAAAAUUUUAAAGAUGUAUAUAGUUACAAUAUAUAUAAUGAAAACAUGGAACGUAUAUCAAGAAAUACACAUGAUAAUAUUAAAAGUAAUAAUUUAUUGUUGAAUGAGAAUAAUAUGUUAUCAAAAUUAAAUAAGAAUGACCAUAUAAACUUUGUGGAUAUAAAUGAAAAAAAUGAUAGGAAUGAUUUUAUUCUCUUGGAUAUUAAUAAUAAGGAAAAUACAAAUAAAAAGAUAAAUACAGACGAUUUAAAAAAUUCAGAAAUUAACGAUGAAAAAAAAAUAGCUAUAAGAAGAAAAGAGGCUGAGGGUUAUUUAGCUGGAAAGGAAUAUAUAAAGACUUUGUUGGAAAAAAAACAAAAGAAGACAUUUUUUUUUUUAAAUGAAAUAUUUAAAAGUAAUAAUGUUUGA